UUUCCAGGCUCUUCCCCGCUUCCUCCACUUUCCCAAAACUGCGCGUCUUCUCCUUUAAGGGGUUGGGCCUCCUCCCGCCCUCUCCAGAGGCGACUGAAGUUUCCGUGGAGCCUCCUCUCCUUUCCAGAGACCCCAAAUUGUGCUUCGUGCACCUCAAACGCUCCUUCCCCCAUGCCCUCCCGACCCCCUCUGUGACCUCCCUAUUCUCGGCCCCCAGACUCCCAGCCUCUCCCCGAGGCCCGAGCAUCCUUGGGGUUUCCUGCCCUUAGCUGCCCUGUCCCCGGAUGGAGCCAGAGAAAUGUGGUGGGGGGGCCGGGGCCAGAGUUUCAACAUCGCCCCCCAGGAGAAGGAGCCAGAGAUGGGGGUCUCUGGACCAAAGUCUGCCCAGGACAGUGGGAUGCCAGAACCCAGGAGCCGCCAGCUUGGCAAUUCCCUGGCCUCUGGUCGCCUCCCAGGGGAGAAGAUCUUAGCCUGGGCCUCAGGAGUCAGGAAGGGGCUGGAACCCGAACUGCCUGGAACCCUGGUCUGCACCAACUUGAGGGUCACCUUCCAGCCCCGCGGAUGGCAGCGGAGCCAGGACACACCCCUGAGCAGUGCCUAUGAUUUUGCUCUGGUCAACAUCGCGCAUUUAGAAGCUGUGAGUGGCCUGUCCCGUGUCCAGCUCCUCCGCCCAGGGUCCCUGCUUAAAUUUGUGCCCGAGGAGAUUCUGAUUCAUGGCCGAGACUUCCGGUUACUCAGAGUUGGUUUUGAGGCUGGAGGACUGGGGCCUCAGGCCUUUCAGGUGGCUAUGGCCAUCGCACAAGCCAGAGCUCGGAGCAGCCACGGCCAGCAGUACACAGGGGUGACCAUGAGCAAGGCUGGCCGGAGUCCUGGCUCUGGAAAACCACCUGUCCCCCUCCUGGAGACACCAGAAGACUGGGAGGCUGAGCGCGAAAGGCAGGGGGCCAGGGGCUGGAGGGUUAGCACUGUCAACGAGAGGUUCGACGUAGCCACCAGCCUCUCUCGUUACUUCUGGGUGCCCAAGCGGACUCUGGACAGUGAGGUCAGAAGAGCAUUUGGCCACUUCCACCAGGGCCGUGGACCGCGCCUGUCCUGGCAUCACCCGGGAGGCAGCGAUCUUCUCCGCUGUGGUGGCUUCUACACAGCCAGUGACCCUAACAAGGAGGACAUUAGAGCAGUGGAGUCCAUGCUCCAGGCUGGGCAUUCGGAUGUUGUGCUGGUAGAAACGAUGGACGAGCUGCCCAGUCUCACAGAUGUCCAGGUGGCCCAUCUGAGGCUGAGGGCCCUCUGCCUGCCAGAUUCAUCUGUAGCGGAGGACAAAUGGCUCUCAGCGCUGGAGGGAACACGGUGGCUGGACUACGCCAGGUCUUGUCUCCGAAAGGCCAGUGACAUUUCAGUUUUGGUGACAUCCAGGGUUCGCUCUGUAGUACUUCAAGAGCGCGGUGAUCGUGAUUUCAAUGGCCUCCUCUCUUCACUCGUCCAGCUGCUUUCAGACCCUGAAGCCCGAACCCUGCGUGGCUUCCAGUCACUAGUGCAGCGAGAGUGGGUGGCAGCUGGGCAUCCCUUCCUGACCCGACUUGGGGGAACUGGAGCCAGGGCAGAGGCCCCAGUGUUUCUCCUUUUCCUUGAUUGCGCCUGGCAGCUCCUCCAGCAGUUCCCGGCUGAGUUUGAAUUCUCUGAGUUUUUCCUUCUUGCGCUUCACGAUAGUGUCAGGGUUCCCGACACCCUCACAUUCCUGCGAGAUACUCCCUGGGAGCGAGGAAAGCAAAGUGGACAGUUCAAAUCUUACACGCAAGUCUACACCCCAGGCUACUCCCAGCUCCCUGCUGGGAGCCCUGUUCCCCUGCAGCCGUCUGUCUGGGACUGGGAUCUGCGCUACAGCAGUGAGCAGAUACUACAGUUCCAUAACCCUGGCUACGCCCCGGAACACCGCCCAGGUUCCUGGCUCCCCCCGCAGCAGCCAAGUUUCAUUGUUCCCGGACCGCCCAGCUCUGUGUGGCUCUUCUCUAGAGGGGCCCUGAGUCCUCUGAAUCAGCUCUGCCCCUGGCGGGACAGUCCCUCCCUCAUGGCAGUCUCUUCUCGUUGGCUGCCUCGGCCUGCCAUCUCCUCUGAAAGCCUGGCUGACCAGGAGUGGGGGCUCCCCUCACAUUGGGGGGCUUGCCCUUUACCCCUGGGGCUGCUGCUCCCUGGGUACCUGGGACCCCAGAUCAGGUUCUGGAGACGCUGCUACCUGAGGGGACGGCCUGAGGUCCAGAUGGGCCUCUCGCCUGCCACGGUCGCGGGCCUGCGGGCGGAGCUGUCCCACCUCCAGGAGCUGCUCCGGAAAUGGACACCGAGACUCCGUCCCGGGGAGCGGGGCCCCGGCUCCGUUCUCUCCCAGCCCUGCUGAGGCUGCUGUCUCCGGGGCGGGAAGGGGUCGCCUUCUUCACUGGGCAGACGGUCCGGAGCUCCAAAGGGCCAAGCCUCGGCCUCGCAUCAGGCCUCACCUGGCGGCGCCACUGCAGCAGGCGGAGCGCAGCCUGCGGGCCUGGCCUGCCCGGCCCCCCACACGCGUGUUUUUCUUGGGAUCUGAAGAAUCACAAAACGGAAACGAAGAGCCCAGAACGUGGCCGCCUCUUCCAGGGCCACCGGCCUCCCCCCGGCGCAGCCUCCCCGGCCAGAGGGCCGCGGCCUUCAGCCCAGGAGGCUGCGCUUCCCGCCCCCGUGCCGCGCGCGCCCCCUCCCGGCGGCCCGGGCACCGCGCCGGGCGCCGACUGCCCGCUGAGGGCGCGCAUUAAAGCAGUGUUCCGCACCGCCGCCACGGCCUC
Messenger RNA from Condylura cristata (star-nosed mole), 2807 nucleotides. It is a transcript of the gene MTMR11, whose product is annotated as myotubularin related protein 11. The coding region runs from base 299 to 2389 and encodes 696 amino acids. Lineage: Eukaryota; Metazoa; Chordata; Mammalia; Eulipotyphla; Talpidae. The transcript has 17 exons. The record is from RefSeq and is a predicted model, not a curated record.